GGGACAGGGAGGCUCGGGCUGCCGCGGGAGGUGUGCGGGGUGUGUUCGCUUCGCGUCCCCGAGGCUCCCCCAAAUCCUGUCCGUGGUUUAAAAAUCGCUCUCUUGGCAUAAGUGCGCGGGAGCCAGACUCACUUUAUCGCCGCUGACGCUGUCGAAAUCGCUGUGGCUCCAGCGGUAACAACGGCGAGCCCCCUCCCUGCAUCCCUCCCUCCUUCCCUCCCUCCGCCGGGUCACCCGCUCCUCGUGAGAAACCAAAUGCUGAUGUUCCAUUAGCUUCAUCCUCCCCGCUUACGCGAAAGUGAGGAAGACUUGCUAAUUAAUUUACAUACGAGGGAAUGAUGUCUGAAGGAAGGAGAAAAUACCCCGUUGCACCUGCUCCGCCGAGACUUGUCAUCUGAAUCCGGAGGAGAGCUAUAAAUCAUGUGAAGUGUUCGCGGUGGAGUCGGCUUCUUCUGAGAUCUGUAGGAUUAUGUAUCCAAAUGCUGAAUUUAUAUUUCCCACUAGGAAAAGACCGAAACCCAGAUGCUUCAGAAGCUUGCUGUGUGUUUACCAGGGGUUCUGCCAACCAUCUCAAGAGGGGACUCACCUAUUCUUUCAUUAAUUGAGCAAAACAUUAUCUUGAAAUAAUUAUUCCUCUCCACAUGGCCUUCCUACUCGUGUCAGCUUAUCUUCUGCUGACCCAUGCUCGGGGUGCUCCUGCUGAGAAUGGGGCUCUGUUGGAAACACUGAAGUCACAAGUGGGAUUAUUCAGCAAUACAAGUGAACACUAUUCAGCACAGGUGAGACCUCCUGGCACGAGCCGACAAAUACCUCAGACAAUCAUCAUAGGAGUUCGUAAAGGAGGGACCAGAGCUUUGCUGGAAAUGUUGGAUAUUCAUCCUAACAUUGUGGUGGCAGCUACAGAAGUCCACUUCUUUGACUGGGAUGAAAAUUAUGUGAAAGGAAUAGACUGGUAUAGAAAUCUGAUGCCAUUUUCUUAUGGAAAUCAAAUUACAAUUGAGAAAACACCAGGCUAUUUUACAUCACCACAGGCUCCAGGAAGAAUUCAUGACAUGAAUAGCUCCAUUAAACUGCUGCUCAUUCUAAGAGAUCCCACUGAGAGAGUUAUAUCUGACUAUACCCAAGUAUAUUACAACAGAGUGGAAAGCCACAAGCCUGUUCAGCUCUUUGAAGAUAUUGUUAUUAAGAAUGGAGUGCUUAAUACCAAAUACAAAGCUAUUCAGAGAAGUCUAUAUGAUGUCCAUAUGGAAAAGUGGCUUAAGCAUUUCAGUUUGGAUCAGAUUCACAUAGUGGAUGGCAAUACUUUGAUCAAGGACCCUCUUCCUGAAUUACAAAAAGUUGAAAGAUUUCUAAAUCUUCCAUCCCGAAUUAUGUCUUCUAAUUUUUAUUUUAACCAAACCAAGGGAUUCUACUGCAUCAGAAGUGAUGGGAGGGAGAGAUGUUUACAUGAAUCCAAAGGGCGUCCCCAUCCCCUUGUUAACAGCACUGUUUUAGAGCAACUGUAUUCUUAUUUCAGAGAGCACAAUGCAAAAUUUUACAGGAUGGUUAAUCAUUCCUUUGACUGGCAUUAACACAUUUGGGGUCAAUCUUUCUUAAAAAGAGCCUGAGAUAAACUUUCAGACAGACCUUUCUAAACUGUAAAGACUUGUGUUAUGAGAAUUAACACACUGGUUAUAUGCUUCAUUAGAAUAACACUUCUGUUGAUUCAUUGAAAGGGUACUGUUUCUGUUGGGAAAAAUAAGUUUUAUGUAUUUGUAUGAUUACUGGGAGUCAUAUGCUGAUCUUCUUUCUCUCACAUGCAAAUACAUUAACUUUCACAUGCAAAUAUAUUAGCAAAGGUGUAUCUCUACAAGAUUUUUGCUGUUUUGGAAAAAUGCAUCUAACUUCUAAAAAUGUAAAUAUUGGAAAUAGUAUUAUUCUAACUGUUCUGUAUUUUUUGUUGUUAGUAUUUUUUAUAUCCCACAUGAUAGUGGUGUUGAUUUAUAGAAUUUUUCAUAAAAUAAGUUUAAAUUGUAUGUUAAAAUAGGGGCAUAAUAGUAGCUCUAAUAAAUAAAUCAUCAUCUUCAAUAUGCUGAAGUACUUAAUUAAUAAUAGAGGGAAUCUAUUUCACCUGUAAUUCUGAAUAGGUGAGCUAGAAGCCACCUGUCUGUAUAACAUGAGUAUUAAACUACAUUCUUACUAUCUUGGGUUUGCAAAAGAAUCUGCAAAGUAAGAAUAUAAACUGAAGAAGGUUAAAGUGAGAGUUCUGAAUGUAUAGAAAUUAAAAUAUCCCAGGAACACUGAUACUCUAUACACUAAAAUAAAAAUCAAUGCCAAAAUGUUAUUAACAAUUGAGCAACUGUACAAAUAUUUGAUUGCAUAAAUUAUGUCACUUUGCUCUUGAAUGGAAAGGCUCUCAGUGCUACCAUAUGAAUUAUGUUUGUACUCUGUGGCUAGUUAUUCUAUUGUUCUCCUGCCUUUGGUUUAUAUAUCUCCAUUGGCACAACAGUUCUUGUUAAAAAAAAAUAUUAUUUGCUUGCCCCCUGAAGCAUGGUGUAGUUUUAUUUUGCCAUUUCUUGGUGCAGACCACAGGAUAGUCUCAACAUUAAAAAAACCUCUUGUUAUGUCACAUAUCUCAGACACAGUGUUCAGAAUGACAUACUCAGGUUAUUUGUAAGAACCACAACCAUUUCUAGCCCUGCAUCAGGAUUUAUUUUCAAUUUUUUUAACAGUAUUGUGCUGAUUUUUCUGCUUUUUCAUGUAAACAUUUUAUUAUAUAUCAAUACCAAAGAAGAAAAUCAACUCUGAGCAUCAAACCCAGCCCUGGCAAGGGUCCUGCAUCUGUGGCCUUCUACCUAAGUCACUGCUCAGCCUAAAGGAGUGCAUGUUCCUACUGUGAGAUUCUUCCACUUUCCAGGCUAAAAGGUAUGUGUUACAGGGCCGAGUUUUAGGCUUUUAAUACUUUAUGAGUGGACUGCUUAGGCAGGUAGCAGUAUUCCUCUGAAGCUGGAUGGAAUCAGAUUAUGUGGAAACAGCUUUCAUCAAAUAUUCUGUCAAAAAAUGUAGAAUGUUAAAAAUAAUAUAAUUAAUCUUAUUCUUUAGCUCUUCUACUACUUGUAUGAGAGAAAAUAUGAAAGCAAAUUAUUUUCAUUAGCACAUAAUUAAUCUCUGAAAUUAUCUUUCUGAAGUAUAUUUACUACAUCCCUUAUUUCUGUAGAUGGUGCAAAUUUUCUUUUACUUCUACUUUUCUGAGAUUGUGGCUUCUUAAUCAUUGAUAUUGAUCAGAUAUAGGCACUAAGAAAUAUAACAUCAAAUAAGAAUUUGUGGAAAUACGAAAAUAUUUGUUUCAAAUUAGUCAAAGAACAGAGUGUUUAUGCUGGUCUUUUACCAUCUCCACAAGGACAUUGGAUAGCUAAACUGUAAUAAUUACAGUUUUGCAGUCUAACAGUAUUGUCUUUGUCUUUUCUCAAGUAAAAAGCUAAACCAGAAAAUGUCUGAACUCUGAAUUUACAGUGUGAUUCUCUAUCAGAAUAGAUCUUUCUACUCUUUAGAACUCACAGCACUUUAGUCUGAUAACAGAACAUCCAAAUCCAGAUUCCCAGUAUUGUCUAACAUGGCUGGUUCUUUCUGGCCAAUGCAAUCUUAGUGAUAAAACUCCUUCCAAUUUCAGAAAUACAUUAUCAAAGGGAGAAGUAUAAAUGCUUCUUAUAUAGGACAAAAAUAUAUUAAUUUCUGUUUCUUAUACAUUCUGAAAAUCUAUUUUUCCUUUUUUAUUUUUUUUUAUUACAAGAUGCAAAUUUGAAAACAAUGUAUACUUUAAUAAAAGUUUCAGGUAGAUGCCAAUAACUGAAAAACUCAUAUGUCAAUAUGCCACAUUAAAUUUCAUAGUCUUCCAAGAAAAAGAAAGGUGGAAAAUUCUAAUGUCUUUCUAAAUUUAUGCUUGCAGGAAUCAAGUCUUUCUCCUCUGAAGUUUACAGCUAAUCUUUAAAUGAGCUGAAUGCAGGAGCACCAGUUAGCAGAAGCUAUAUGCAUCUUUGAAAAUGCAAGUUCCUUUCUGGAAUUUACAUUUCAAGGAGAGCUGAGCUGUAUGGAUUAGUGAUGCAUAUAUCUAUUUGAUUUGUUAUCACUCCUCAUUCCUGUUCAGCAUUUUGGGGAAGUACAGAGUCCAUGGAAUUAAUUUAAUAUUAUUUUAGAGUUUACUCUAAAAUAUCUAAUAUUAUUUUAGAGUUUAAUAUUAUUUUAGAGUUUAAUAUUAUUUUAGAGUUUAAUAUAAUGAGAAGUAUAUUAAGCAUUAAUAAAUAUAUUCAUAUAAUCUGGGUGAGGGGUUGGUUUAGUUUGGUGUGUUUUUUUUUAUGUAAACCAAGAUUCUCAUCAGAAAUUUUGUUUUGCUGAUUGGUCAAAAAGCAUGCUUGCUCACCUCUGCAAAAUAGAGGUUAGACUGUAUCUUUACAUUGCAAACUUUCAAUCAGUUUUUCAUUUUGUGGUCUGAAAAAUACUCUCUCAUGCCAUCCUGACCUUUUCCAUUCUUACAGUCUUUAAGAAAACCUUCCUCAUGCCCAGGAAGGGAAUCAUAUCAAUUUCAUAUAGAAGCCAUUGAGCCAUAUUUGAGUAAUAGUAAAAUAAAAGUACUCAGUUUUUGACACUUGGAAUUCAAAAAUAGUCAAUUUUUUGGGAAGACCUGAAGACUUACAAUCAGUAUGCAGAUGUUAUUAACAAGACAGUUCACAGUUUAAAAAAUUACAUAUAUCUCAUGAAUUUACACAAUUGAUAGUAAACCAGAAAUUACUUUUUGCUAAAAGAAAUUAUCAUCUCUUUAUCUGAUACUCAAGUGUUGUAUACAAAAAUAAAUUUCAUGUGGGAAGGUCACUUGAAGGAGUCAUGCAGUUGUUUCAAAGAUUUUUGGGAGCAUCUGGAACAGAUGAUAUAAUUACAUGUCAAGAUUACUGCAGAAUUUAUGAUGGUUUGACCAGCUUUUGAUGUUGUUUUGCAUUCCAGAAAUACAAAGCUUUCACUAUAUAUAUUAUCUAUAGUACAUAUAGUACAUAAAGGAAAUUACUGGGAAACUUAAAAGCUAGGAUUUUGUCCCCAAAACUCCUAGUACUUAACUAAUGAGAAAGAAAUUAGGAAGUUCCUCCAUUGCACUCUAACCCAUUCUUUUACCAGGAAAAGGCUUGGAUUUUUCCAUUAUAUCCCUUGUAUCCAGGUGCUCAAAAGCCUUGGUCCCUGGCUUCUGGUCUUUCACAACUUAGCCUUGAAAACUUGGCAUUUAGAGUCCUCCUAAAGGAUAAUUGUUAAAACAGAGACAUUUUUUUAAUGUGGAAAACUUUACAGAGGGCACACACAUCAUUGCAUGCUGCUCCACAUCAGCUCUUUUAUGAUCCUCUUGAUACAAAACUGAUACUCCUAUAGAGAUUAUCUAUUGAAGACCAAUCAGAUUGACUACUCUGCGGAAGCUUAUCCACACAAGGAGUUUUUGGUCUUCGUACACAUCAAAAGAAAUUUUCAAAAUAAAUUGUUUCUGUAAAAUUUGACUUCUUAUUGCUUUUGUCAAUUCAGAUGUUUUUAUGAGUUGGAGAAAAAAAAAUAAUACUUUUAUAAUCCCUAUAAUUUCUUGUUUAAUCUAUGUGGUCAAAACCACAAAUAUGAUUUAUCAAUUUACUUACACAAUUUAACUAAAAAAAUAAAGAAGAAAAAGAGAAAGAAUAUUCUCCCAAAUCUUUGAUUCAUAGUAAGAAUUGCACAAUAACUUUUCCCUUAUGAGAAAGGAAUUUUAAAAUUCUUUAAGUAUUAUACUAUUGUAGAUUAUUAUUUUCUGUACUUGUGGAUUUGGUCUUCAUUUCCUUCAAAAGCUUGAAUUUUGUCGUAAGUAUGCAGACACAUUGUGAAUAAAAUCAGUAAUUAUUUGCCUA
This is a messenger RNA of Lonchura striata (white-rumped munia), 5888 nucleotides long. Lineage: Eukaryota; Metazoa; Chordata; Aves; Passeriformes; Estrildidae. The record is from RefSeq and is a predicted model, not a curated record.